AUGUACCAGGAGGAGGAGAAAUUUUACUUAACCCAGUUCCCCACCACCAGUGUUAACUCCCGAGGUUACUUCUUCAAGAUGGGAAAAUUUCAAGGCCAUUCCUUUGGAGGAUUCAGAUCGAAUAUACCAAUCAUCCCAACUGGUGGCUUCUGCCCAGUGACAGCUGUGGAAAACGGGAAGAAUUUGACAAUGGACUCCGUACUCGUGUGUUGGGCGGUAGCGAUGCUGAGUUGGGGCCAGUACCCCUGGAUGGCUGAACUGGUCAAGGUCAAACUUGGAGGCUUUGAACACCAUUGCGGCGGCUCCAUCAUUAAUGACAGAUAUAUUCUGACAGCAGCCCAUUGUGUUGAAUCUAUUCAGGAUAUGUUGGUAAGACUAGGAGAGCUGACUCGGAGCACGUCCGUGGACUGUUCCAAAGAUAAGAGUCGCUGUGCUCCCCCGGCUGUGUACAUGGACAUUGAGUACGUUGUUAUCCACCCACAGUUCUUUUACUUUGGAAACGUUUUCCCAAAACAUGACAUCGCCCUCCUCAGAUUGAGGCAUCAGAUUGAGCAGUUCAACGAUUUCAUACGUCCGAUAUGUUUACCCCACAUUCCCCAAACAUGGACUAGCUUUGGACAACAAAUUUAUGGAAGUUGCAGGUUGGGGAAACACGGUUUCAGGCACACAAAGCGAUACAUUACAGACCAUCAAAGUUCCUAUAGUACCUCAGAAGCAGUGUAGUGACCUCUGGCAUAGGCUCUGCGUUACAGGUCGUGAAGCAGAGUGUCUCUCGGAUAUCCACGAAAACGUUAUGUGUGCAAAUACAAGGAGAGCGAAGGGUAUUUGCGUUGGAGACUCUGGAGGUCCCCUGAUG
Homalodisca vitripennis (glassy-winged sharpshooter) is the source of this 856-nucleotide messenger RNA. RefSeq names its product phenoloxidase-activating factor 3-like. NCBI's taxonomy places the organism in Eukaryota, Metazoa, Arthropoda, Insecta, Hemiptera, Cicadellidae. The record is from RefSeq and is a predicted model, not a curated record. The transcript is spliced from 6 exons. Gene Ontology annotation, molecular function: serine-type endopeptidase activity. Bases 1 to 723 code for a protein of 240 amino acids. Gene Ontology annotation, biological process: proteolysis.